Molecule: messenger RNA, 4288 nt
Organism: Stegodyphus dumicola
Lineage: Eukaryota; Metazoa; Arthropoda; Arachnida; Araneae; Eresidae
Gene: ORMDL
Product: sphingolipid biosynthesis regulator orosomucoid 1-like
Cellular component (GO): endoplasmic reticulum membrane
Source: RefSeq, a predicted model, not a curated record
UCUCUUCAGAUUCUUCUAAAGAUGAUGCUAGGAGGCACACCUAGCGAAGUAAAUCCAAACAGUCUAUGGCUAAAUAGUCGAGGCAUGUGGCUAUCAUACACAAUAGCUGUUUUGCUCUUACACCUAAUACUGCUCAGUUUUCCCUUUCUGAGUGUUGCAUGGGUAUGGACUCUCACAAAUAUAAGCCACAAUACUGCUAUGUUCAUCAUUUUACAUAUUGUGAAAGGUACUCCUUGGGAAACAGCUGAUCAAGGAAAAGUACGGUACCUUACACACUGGGAACAGAUUGAUAAUGGAGAGCAAUUUACAGCAACAAGAAAGUUUUUGACUGUAGUGCCAAUUAUCUUGUUUUUCCUGACGAGUUUUUAUACUAAAUAUGACUCGACACAUUUUUUUGUGAAUUUUGCAUUCCUUAUUCUUGUACUUUUGCCAAAAAUGCCUCAGUUUCACAUGGUGAGGCUUUUUGGAAUUAAUCAAUACUGAAAAAUAUUUCAGAGCUGUUAGCCAGUUCAACUAUUUUUAUGCAACUGUUCUAAUUAACACUUUAUAGGAAAACUAAAGAACUGUUGUUACCUUGAUGAAGUUUUAUAUUCUUUUUAAGACGUUAAAGGUUGUAUAUAUGUAAUAUAGUUGUGAGUGAAACACAUUUCUCAAGGACAGUUUUCUGCCAGAUAGCCAGUAAAAACUAACAAGAUACUUUAAAAUAUAUAUAUGUGUGUGUGUGUAUGUUGAAUGUAGUUAAAAAUAAGAUGUUUUUUAUACCGGUUAUUGCAUUUCAUAGUAUUUUUAUUAUUUAUAGCAUUUUAAUUUACUUAAUUCAAAUUAGAAAGGAAAUUCAAUAUGUUUUGAGUAAUAAAUGCUAAAAUACAUCUUUAUGAUAUAUUUUUAUUUAAAAAUUAUUAGAUGUUAUUUUAGAUGUUUUAAGAGAGAGAGGGAGAACAGGAUUGUUGCAAUUUUAGUGGACCUGAGAUCACACUCAUGAUAUUUCAGCAUUUCAUGUUUAGUGUGUAUCUCUAUUAACUCCUAGAAUUCUCUCACUCUGUGUUUGCUUCGUUUUAAAACUAUUCUGGGGAAAGGGCAAAAACUGAGAUAUAAUUUUGCAAAUUAUAUUGAGAAAAUAAAUAUCAAGUGUAAAAUAUAUUUAUUAUGUACCUCAUUUACUAAAUUUUAUAUCUAUCUUCUUAAUAAGCAUAGAUAUAUUUUUAAAAAUUGUAUUCUUAAAUGUAUUUUCUUGCUUUAAUUUAAAAACCUUUAAUAUCAAAUUUCUCCUCCUUUUUCUUUUUAUUCUGGUAUGAUGGAAUUGAGAGCCUUUCAGGAUUUGGAUUCAAGAAAAUUUAAUUAUCUCUAACUUUCAAUCAAAUAUUAAGUUGAAUAGCAAGUAGCAUAUGCCGAAUAUUUCUCCCGUAGUUAAACAUGAAAAGCAGCAAACUGGUGUUUUAUAUAAGGAUGGGAGGGGGGUUGAAAUUAGAUUAUAUUGAACUAAUUACUGAAUAGAUGGAAAUUCAUGUUUAAUCUGAAGGAUUUUUUAUAUGUUUUUGUAUAAUUUCAAAUCAGUUUAAAUGAACUAUGCACAGUGUGCUAUUUAAAAUGAAGUUUAAUUAAUAUAAUUAAAUUUACAUAGAUUAAAUAAGAUAUAUGCAUAGAUAAUUAAAACCAUCGUAAUAGCUUUAAAUUGUCUUUCAUAUAAAAAUGUAGUUCGGUAAUGAACAUUUAUGUUUUCAAGAGACAUAUUAUGUUUAUUAAAAUAAUAUUAACUAAGUCAAAAGUGAAAUUUUAAGAUGAAAAUUCUCACUUUUAAAUUAGUUGAUAUUUUUAGGAUUUAUUUGAGAUUACAUCUGAGAGUUUCUGCGAUUUUUAACCCUAACCCUUUCGUGACGAGUUUUUUUUUUUUUUUUUACAACAGAACAAUUGUGAUAACAUAAACUAUGAGUAGGGCAUACUAGAAUGCUAAAAACUAAGAUGUUAUAUUUUUAGAAAAAUUUUGAACACUGAUUUAGGACCGCGGCAUAUAUGUCCCAUCAGUCCUGAACGCUAGGACAUAUGUGUCCCAGUAGUCUUCAAUGAGUAAUUUUGUAAAAAAAACCAAUGAUUUUCUAGUCAUAAAAAUUUAAUUAUGAAUGGUAUGGUUUGAUACAAUCAAUGCACUAUGCGACAUUACACAUCGUGCACAUUAUUUUAGUGCGUGAUUCCUUCUUUUGUUGUGCACAUUUACGGCACCGCCAUCAUGUUUUUUUUUUUUUUUUUUUUUUUUUUUUUUUUUUUUGUUGUUGUUGUUGUUGUUACUGGCAGAUGGUCACCAACAUUGAGUAAGCUUUGUGAUGUUUUGGAUGGGCGUCCAGUUCCUCUACGGCAUUGAUACUAUGCGUUGAACUUUCCGGACGCCAUCAAGGCUUCUGCAAGAGGUACAAUAAAAUCAAGAAGUGGUGUUUCAAUGAAAUCAAGAAGUGAGCUUUCACUUCGGCACUGUUUGAAAGUUUGUUUCAGGCACGAAACAACCUCGUCAAUAUAAUAUGUUUUACUUGCAUUUUCUGGCUUUUCUGGUGCUGCAAAAUAUAGUUUCGACAGCAACGUUUUACAUCUGUCUCUUGAAAUAGCAUUUUUUUAUUGCUAUGUUUCCCAAAGAAGAAUUAGAUGACCAAUAAUGAGAGAAUUUCGGCACCCUUUUGUAAGACAUGACAAGCAUGCAUCCAAAGACAAACAUAAUUUCAGAGGGGUUUGUUGGGUAAAUUGUUUGUUCUAACUUUUCGAGUCGUUGGUUUGUGCAUUGAGAGAUCCAAAUCAUAAGACUUUUUGGAAAUAUCUUGAGAAACACGUCCAAUUCGGUAGCUGAACGAUUUAAGUUGAAUAACAAACUAGGCGAUGACUCUGUUGGAAUUGUCAUUCGAGGUUGGAAAGUUGAAUCUGCAUGAAACCAUAAGAUUGGUUUGCAGCCUGAAGAAUUAGCUGAUGGUAUAUCUCAUCAACUGAUGAAAGUGAUGCCGUAUCAGUAUCACUCAAAGCACCGCUGUUCUUUGUAUUUUGGGAAAUGGUAUCAUGAUCGAUAUCCAUUUCACACUCGUCUGAAUCAGAUGAGUACUGUAAAUUGUGUGUUGGAUCUUGAAAAUCGUGAUCAUCUAUUUCAUCAUCCAAAUCAAUAUCUUUGUCAUCUGACUCUUCUAAAAUUUUUUGAUUUCUUCAUUAGUAAGUCCCCGGCGUCGAGGCAUUAUAGAUUGAAUUAAUAUGUGCCUAAAUUAAAAAUAAUAAGCAACUAUUUUAAAAGUAACUGAAAAAUAUAAUAUCUAGAGAAAUGAUCACAUAGGACUGUACAUUUCAAUGUGUUCCCACUAUCCAAGACGAGAGGGACACAUAUGUCCCGAUAAUAAAAACGGAAGUAAAACUUCGCCACUUACCAGUUUAUUAGAGGUAAUCCGCUUCAUGAGUAACUUAUCUGGCCUUAGAUUUAUGGAUAAAUCAAAAUUUAAUCGAAAAUAGGCAGUAUUUUCCAAAACUAAACUAUUUACGUUCGUAGAGUAUGGAAUGAGCUGCUACAACACUUCGAAAGCAUAGAAAUUGCAUUGUGUACAGUAGUGCCAUCUAUGUCCUGUGAAUGAAAAUAUCUUCAAAAUUCUUCAUUUGGCAGGACUGGUGGGAAAGUCUCCCAUUAGACAGAGAAGUGUUUCUAUCCCAAAAGCAUUUUUUGAAAUUUGCAUGGGACGUAUAUGUCCCAUUAGGCACGAAAGGGUUAAGGUAAAUUUUCUGUAUUUUUCAAGAUGAAUGAUGAGCAAUGAAGCAGUCAUAGUUUGGUAUUGAAAUAUGAUACAAUUAAUUUAUUUUAAUUUUAUGUAUAUUCAUGUUUGUGAUUUAGAUAAUUUUUCCAGUGAUCUCUAAUUGAUGUGUAUGUAAUUUUCAGGCUUAGAAAGCAGCUAUUUAUUUAUUCCUUAAUAUAUAGGUUGUAUAAAACAGUGGUCUCAAGCUGGCAACCCCAAAGCAAUUUUUUGCGUCCUGCAAAUACAUUUCAUUUGUGUACUUCUUGCAGAGAUUUUAAGAUCCGAGUUAACAUUAUUGUCAUUACUGCUAUUAACAAGCAUGAAUAACACACUAUAAAAUCUACAAAUAAAGCUAAUUAAUUUACAGUGUGAUAUAAAAUUUAUUCAAAGAUAUGAAGAUGCAGAUUUGAUUAACUGUUUUUCACAAUUUUAAAAAAAUAAGCACAUUCAAUUACAAAUUUUUGCAUUAAGAAUAAUCACUUUGUUUGGGAGUACAUUUAUAUGUGAACAGUUUUUUUUGGGGGGAAAAGGGUGCAUCUACA